AAUACCACAAUGGUCGCAGCUUCCUGGGUCUCCUUAAAAAACUUUCCGUGCAGGAUUGGACUCUGUUAAUCUGUAAACUGCUUUAGGAAAACCCGUGGUGUCUGUCUGUGCGCACCUCUGAAGUAUGGCGCUGUUUUUAGUGCGAACACGUCUGUUUGCGUGCAGAACCAUGACAGCUUCGACCCAGACGUACUGCUCCUCUGUGACUUCAGGCAGGCAGCAUGUAAAUGGAGUGGAUAUGUACUAUGAGCAGACCGGCAGAGGUAAACAUGCUGUGCUCUUGCUUCCUGGUGCUUUGGGAAGCACUCGGACUGACUUUGGACCACAGCUGAAGUCUCUGAAUAAAGAAUGCUUCACUGUGAUUGGAUGGGACCCUCGAGGUUAUGGACAGUCCCGUCCACCUGAGAGAGACUUCCCUCUGGACUUCUUUGAAAGAGACGCAAAGGACGCAGUGGAUCUAAUGACGGCUUUAGGCUUUAGUAAAUUCUCUAUGCUUGGGUGGAGCGAUGGAGGAAUCACUGCUCUGAUUGCAGCCGCCAGGAACCCCAGUUUAAUCAACAAAAUGGUGGUUUGGGGAUCCAAUGCAUUUGUCUCUCAGCAGGAUCUCGAUAUUUGCAAUGCGGUCCGUGAUGUCACCAAGUGGAGUGCGAGGAUGAGGCAGCCAAUGGAGGAGGUGUAUGGGGCAGAACUUUUUGCCAAAACCUGGGAGGCCUGGGUGGACGGGUAUGCACAGUUGGCAAAGAAGCCAGAAGGGAGUAUCUGUAUUGAGCUUCUGCCUUUAAUCAACUGUCCAACGCUCAUCAUCCAUGGAGAGAAAGACCCCAUGGUCGCCAACUUCCACCCACAUUUUCUCCACAAACACGUCAAAGGAUCACGCUUACAUCUGAUGCCAGAGGGAAAACACAAUCUUCACCUGAGAUUUGCUGCUGAAUUCAACAAACUGGUGGAGGAAUUUCUUGAAAAUUGACACACUAGCACAAAAAUCACUAAAUAUUGCAUCACUACUACUCUGUUAAUAUUUACUUUGACUUCACUUAUUAUUCCUUUCUUCCAAGUCUCUGACAGCAGAGCAUGUGAAUAAUUUACUUUUCUGUUCAAAUGUGAAUCUUUUUUUUUUCCUUUUAUAUAGCUAUCAUCGUCAUUUUUUAAAAGAAUCCACCAAAUGAGGGGAAAAUACUAUUUUUAUUCAUAUCCCACGUUCACAGUUAGUUACAGGUAAUUUUUCUUUAUUAAAUUGCUAAGUUUUCAAUUCAUUCAGGCAAUUUUCUAUUAAUCUUUUUUUAAAUUCAAUUUAUUUUGUCUUUUCUUUUUUGUUUUAAUUAGUUUUCCAUAUUUUCUUACUUUUUUAUGAAAUCCUUUGCAGAUGAUCAUAUUCAGAUUUUUUUUUUAUUUUUUUUUUAUAAAAUUGUGUAUUUUGAUCAGUCCGGUUUUCUGAAUGCGAUUUUAUGAAUAUCUACACCUUUUUUCAUCUAUUCUAAAGUGUAUGUUUGGAUUACUUGGACUUUUGGAUGGUGAAAACAAAUACUUAAAAUAUGUAGGAAUGAACUGUUAUCCUUACGUUAUCUUUAAUCAAAGAAGUUAGACGAUAAUUGUUAGUUUGUUUGCAACUAAUAUAAGAAAACUAGAAGCACUCGGAGAGCGCAGACCUCCGCCAAGGCUGAUCAGUGCCCCCCCCCCCCCCCGUGGGCCCCCCCACCCCCGAUC
Molecule: messenger RNA, 1704 nt
Organism: Sphaeramia orbicularis (orbiculate cardinalfish)
Lineage: Eukaryota; Metazoa; Chordata; Actinopteri; Kurtiformes; Apogonidae
Gene: bphl
Product: biphenyl hydrolase like
Exons: 7
Coding region: 125-967 (280 amino acids)
Molecular function (GO): serine hydrolase activity
Source: RefSeq, a predicted model, not a curated record